GUCAUUCCACAGAUUUUGAAGUGCACAGGAACUGGCUUGCCAUUACUCACAGCCUACCAGCCUCUCGGUGGUACUAUGAGAUAGUUUAACCGGCAAGUUUUGCUUUUAAGAUCUGCUUGUCCCUGGAAGCUGAACAAACCUCCCAAGCAGGCAAUUGCAGCCUCUUUUGCCUGUCCUGUCAGCCUUCCUAGAUUAAAAGUGAAGGUCUCUCUCUGGAUUAGCCCAGCGAACUGAUCCAGAUCGUUCCCCUUUACACAAACAAGAAUAGCAACAACCGACCGGUUUGCAAUAAUUUGGGCAACUUCUGAAUGGACCUUGGAUUACCCUCCCUUUUUUGCCUGGUUCGAGUGUAUGCUCUCCUAUGCUGCGGUGUACUUUGACAAAGAGAUGUUGUCCGUACAGAACCUCAACUAUGCCAGCCAAAUGACCAUCCUUUUCCAGAGGCUGUCAGUGAUCGCUACGGAUACGCUCUACAUCUAUGCUGUGUACCAAUGCUGCAGUUGUGUCAACGGGAAGCGAGGCGGAAAAGACCUAUUGGAGAGCCCCCCGUUUGUUCUUUCAGUCCUCCUCUUGUGGAAUUUUGGCCUCUUAAUUGUGGAUCAUAUUCACUUCCAAUACAAUGGUUUCCUGUUUGGGUUGCUGCUGCUUUCCAUUGCACGAUUAUUCCAGAAAAGAUACUUGGAGGGAGCCUUUCUCUUUGCUAUCCUCCUACAUUUCAAGCACAUCUACCUCUACGUAGCUCCAGCCUACGGCAUCUAUCUACUCCGAUCUUACUGCUUUUCCCAAAAUAAUCCAGAUGGAUCUCUUCGGUGGCGCAGUUUCAGUUUUCUGCGUGUAAUCGUGCUCGGAUUAAUGGUCUGCCUCGUUUCUGCCGUUUCCCUGGGACCCUUUCUGGUCUGGGGUCAACUCCCUCAACUUUUCUCUCGCCUCUUCCCUUUCAAACGCGGCCUCUGCCACGCCUACUGGGCCCCAAACGUUUGGGCGGUGUAUAACUCCCUUGACAAAAUGUUGUCGGUGCUUGGGCUGAGGUAUCAAUUGCUUGACCCUGCAAAAAUACCCAAGGCAGCCAUGACAGGAGGGCUGGUUCAGGAAUUUCAGCACAGCGUCCUUCCUUCUGUGACCCCACUGGCAACCUUAUGCUGCACCGCCGUCUCAAUGCUGCCUUCUGUUUUCUGUCUUUGGUUUAAACCCCAAGGGCCCAGAGGAUUCCUCAGGUGCUUGGUUCUCUGUGCGCUAAGCUCCUUCCUGUUCGGUUGGCACGUCCACGAGAAAGCCAUUCUCCUCGCCAUUCUCCCUCUGAGCUUGCUGUCUGUGGAGAGGUCAAGAGAUGCUGGCAGUUACCUAAUUCUGUCCACUACGGGGCAUUUUUCCCUCUUCCCACUGCUGUUUACCACACCAGAGCUGCCCAUUAAAAUACUGCUGAUGCUCCUCUUUUCAGUCUACAGCUUCUCCUCCCUGAAGGCCCUGUUCAGGUAAGAAAAAUAAUUUUACAAAUAA
Molecule: messenger RNA, 1497 nt
Organism: Pseudonaja textilis
Lineage: Eukaryota; Metazoa; Chordata; Lepidosauria; Squamata; Elapidae
Source: RefSeq, a predicted model, not a curated record